Messenger RNA from Lacerta agilis (Sand lizard), 3189 nucleotides. RefSeq names its product G-patch domain containing 2 like (gene GPATCH2L). The record is from RefSeq and is a predicted model, not a curated record. Lineage: Eukaryota; Metazoa; Chordata; Lepidosauria; Squamata; Lacertidae. The coding region runs from base 157 to 1503 and encodes 448 amino acids. The transcript has 10 exons.
GACCCCCACCCCGUUCGCCCGCAGGUCUCCGCUCCGAGAACCGGAAGUGGCGUGUGGAACGGACUCGGCGCCGAGUUGGAGAGGCCUACGGAAGAGGCGGCUGUGGUGAGGGGUGGAUGAAGCCUGAGAGGCCGUCGCGGGAGCCGGACAUUGCCCAUGGAUGAAUUGGUGCAUGAUUUGGCCUCAGCCCUUGAGCAGACUUCUGAACAGAACAAGCUGGAUGAGCUGUGGGAAGAAAUGACUCUUAGCCCAAGGCAGCAGCGACGGCAGCUUCGCAAGAGGCGAGGACGCAAACGGCGUUCAGACCUAACACACCAAGCAGAGCAUGCUUGUUGCUACAGUGGAGCAUCUGAAUCCAGCCUGGAUGAAGUUGUUGAGGACUGCCGGGAAGUGCUGACUGCUAACUUCAGUGACUCAGAUGACAUGGCAGUAGCCAAACGCCAUCCAACGCUCAGUGCAACUCUGAGAAGUAAGCAGCACUCGUGGCAUGAGUCAGACUCAUUCACUGAGAAUGCACCUUGCCGGCCGCUAAGGCGCCGUCGGAAAGUUAAGCGUGUGACUUCAGAGGUGGCUGCUAGCCUCCAGCAAAAACUCAGAGUAUCUGAAUGGAGUUAUGAGAAAGGUUGCAGGUUCAAAUCUGCUAAGAAGCAGCGCUUGUCACGUUGGAAGGAGAAUGCACCUUGGACAUCAUCAAGCCGAGGACUUUGUGAAUCGGCAGAGACCAGAGCCUUCCUCAACAAAGGGGGAAGAAAUGAGAGGAUGGAAUGUGAAGCAGAUGAACAGAAACAAGGCUCUGAUGAAAACAUGUCAGAAUGUGAAACCAGUAGUGUGUGCAGCAGUAGUGACACUGGCCUUUUUACGAACGAUGAAGGUCGCCAAGGUGAUGAUGAACAGAGCGAUUGGUUCCAUGAGGGAGAAUGUGUCUCAGGAUUCACGGUCCCCAACCUCCUGCCCAAGUGGGGAACUGACUGCCAGUCUGACAUGGAACGAAUGGAUUCCAGCCUUGAAAAAAUUUCAGAUCCAACAUUCCUUCUGCCCUCUCGGCCUGCUACGAGAGGGUUUCAUGCCCGCUUGAACCGUCUUCCCAGUGUUCCUACCCGCUGCCUCAGGAAGGGCCGCAGGAGGCUGGUGAGCAAGGAGACCAUCAUGAGUGCUAUGGGCACUGAGAGGAUGAGCCACAUCAUUGGUGAUUCCUGCCAAAAAGAUUUCUGGUUGCCGUCAAUGGGAAUGAGAGAUUGCAACCAGUUCAAUCCACUAUCUCCUCUCUAUUCUUUGGAUGUUCUUGCUGAUGCUUCCCACCGAAGAUGCUCACCAGCACACUGCACAGCCAGGCAGACUAACAUACAUCUCGGACCCCCAUGUUCAAGGGACAUAAAGAGGAAGAGGAAACCUGUAUUGGCAACAGCCUCCCUUUCCAGCCCAACUUCAGCAGCUUUAUCCAUCCACAUAGAUACUUCAGACCCAGGCCCGCCUGUGCCACACUCCCAGAGGCACCAGAACUGACUGAACAGGCAGAAGCCAUUCAUCAGAGACAAGCUACAUCGCUACUACCCCAGGCAGCUUUUUAAGAAAAUGCCACAGGAGAUGGUCCUUGACUGCACUAGAUGGAGGCAGCUCUUCCUUUGUCAACUAGUUGGGCUUUUUAAUAUGUUGGACUUUGGAGUACGUCAGAAUUUUCCUUCUGGCAAUAGCUAUCUCUUCAGUGUUAGCAUGUGACACACAACUCUGUCAGCAUGAUAUGUUUACCCCACUCAUCCUGCAAAUCAUGUUUGUAAAUCUAUAUAAAAAUGCAUAAUCAUUGUUGGGGGUUUCCAUAUUUCCAGUGUUCCUGCUAUUGCUAUGCAAGUAUUUGUCGCACACUCUCAUUUCUAGCCCUAGAAGCUGCUUGGUGGCAUAUGCAAAAUUGUAUUUGGUUAUUGCAGGUGCCUGUCUUUGUUGCAAAGCUCUUCAUUUCUCAGACACAUCUCAGUUGUUAGCAGAGUCCUGUGUUUAAUAGAAGAAAUUCUAUUUGCAGUUCUUUGGGGAAACUGAGCCUGUGUAUUUUGUAAGCAUAAGACCUGAAGAGAAGCCAGCAGUGAUCCCUGAGCUAGAGUGGACGUUAACAGAGGAUAAACAGUUUUAUCUGAACUGGGUGACUUGAAUUUUAUAUUGGGAACAUUUCCAAAAGGUUCGUGUUGGUCAGUAUUUUGAGGUUUGCCCCCGCCCCUUUAAUAUAGCAUUAUUGUUUCAGUUUUUCCUCCUGUAUCACUGGGGUAUCCUAGUAUUGCUUUUAAACUAUGGUUCCUUCCUUGCGAUCCUCUUUCCUGUGUAUCCUACUGCAUGAGCCAGUGGAACCAUAAAUGCAAAAAUGGGACUGUCAUGUCAGGAAGCUUUCCAAUAUAUAACCUUAAAGCGAAUGACAAUGAAAUGGACUCUACCAACAGUAGCUUUUUCUGUUUUGGAAACUAUUAUAAGAAUCAUUUGAGACAGUAACUUGAACUCCAUAAGUUGCUAUGAGAAUAGCCUUUUAGAUGUGUGGUUUCAAAAUAGCCUUUGUGGAUGACAACCACUUGCUCUGUUGUCUUCAAGCUGGGAUGUUUCCUGCAGUAUAAAAAAGGAAUCUCCCUUUUUGGCAGUAUGUCCUCAGAAGCGCAUACUGUGUUUUAUUCUACAUUUCCUGAUUACAGUGUACUCACUAUGGUGUAGGUGUGUUAUAUAGUAGAGAGUGGUGCCUUCUCCCAACAACUCCCUCAUUGCUAUCCUUUACCCAAUAUAUGUGAACGAGGCUGCAAAAUAGUCCCAAUUCCUAGGUGCCAGCAUCAAAAUGAGAAGUCCGGAUAACCAUGUUAUUUUUCUAGCACUAUUUACAUUAGAGCACAUCAUCAUCCUUCUUCGAUUAUUGUCUGGAUCCUCCCUUGUGGGGUUGUUUUCUCAAGAUGUGCCUCGGUGUGUGUGCGCAGAGUCAACUAUUAUAUUUUUGAUUGGAUCCUGUUGGCUUGAACGUAUAAGGAGAGGGUGAUUUAUGCUUGCAGACUUUCUGUAGGCAUUAGGUUGGCCUCUGGAAAUGCUGGUCUAGAUAGGCCUUUGGUCUGAUCCAGCUGGAAUCGGGCUUGCUUCUGUGUGUACAGAACCUCUCAUGAGAAGCAAAUCAGUGUUGUUUCGAUGUAGAUGAAGGGUUAGCAUGUUUCACUUAUUUUUGCCUUACAACUC